Messenger RNA from Trichoderma atroviride IMI 206040, 1020 nucleotides. The record is from RefSeq and is a predicted model, not a curated record. Lineage: Eukaryota; Fungi; Ascomycota; Sordariomycetes; Hypocreales; Hypocreaceae.
AUGGCGCCUCCGAAGAUGUCUGAAGAAUGGAACACAUUCGCCGCAACGAAGCCAAAAUACGUCAAUCACAAUGAGGGCUUGGCAUCUAUUCGAGAAACCAUUAACCAACAGAGCUUGGAUAACAUGGCUCUAUUGAAGGAACCGGCAAUGGCCGUCCUUGCCAGCGUCAACGCCAAGGACGCUGUAAUCACUCUUCCACACGCGCCAAACCAUAAGUUUGUGAUCCGAGUAUAUUCACCUGGACAAAACAAGUCAGCGGCACUUCCUAUCAUGCUUUAUUUCCACAAUGGAUAUUGGGCUACCGGUAACGUGAAUGGUGACGAUUUGGGUUGUCGGGCCAUGAUUGGACACGGAAACGAUCUCAUAAUCAUUUCGUUCGAAUAUCGACUUGCCCCAGAGAACUCAUGGGACACCAUUCUGUCGGAUGCGGAAAGCGCGCUUGUAUGGGUUAACCAAAACGCGUCUUCUUACGGAGGUGACAUCCAUAAGGGGCUGUAUAUCGGCGGUGCCACUGCAGGUGCUCACUUGGCUGCUGCAACGGCUGUCCGCGCGCGAGACCGACAUCCCUCCAUAGGACUUUCCGGUCAGUGCUUAAUCGUCCCGACGGUUCUUGUAUACUCUGGCCCUCAGUCAGUACCACCUGGGUGGGCCGAAAAGGUAGUAUCCCACCAAGAAAACGCUGAGGCACCAGUCUUUGGUGAAAAAGAAUGGCAAAAAUACCUGUCUCUAUUGAAUGUUCCCGAAAGCGAAAAGAAAAAAGGGGAAAACUUUCCUGUCUGGGCAGAUUUGAAGGGGCUUCCCAGGACAUAUCUCGCUAUGGAUGGCCCAGACCCAAUUAGAGACGAAGGCUAUCUAUAUGAGGCAAUGCUUCGCAAGGCUGGCGUGCAGACUAGAACAGACCACUAUGAACUACCCAACUGGUUUGUCCAAUUUCCACAGCUACCAACAACCGCCCGAGCAGGAAUGGAACUCGCAACAGGCGUACGGUGGUUACUAGAGGCUGGCAAAUAUACCUUGUAA